AAGGUCACCAAUGGAGUUAUAUUGUACCUACAGUUGGGAAGCAAGUCUUUUACAUGAUAUAAGACAGAACUGUGUGUAGCUGCUGAGACGAAUACAUACCUCCCCUGCAAUGGCAGGCAUGGGCUGUAGGACUUUACUAUUACUUUUUUUCAUACUGGAAGGCUUUAUCCAACCUCGGCAAGCACAAUGGCUGAUAUUUGGUGGAAACGUUAAAAAGGAGACCACAACCGCUCAACCUCAAGCUAUUGAGGAUACAGAUGAAGACUUUGCUGAAAAUGACUAUGAUGAUAUUGAACUCGAACAAGGACUACCUUCUCAUGGACCAGGAUCAACUCAUCCUACUGAGUUACCUAAAAAUACUAAACAGACGAGAGGCCCAACUGAGCCUAGAGACCUGUCUUCAGCCAAGACGGAAACAACACACGCUAAGAGGGUUCCUGCAGAUCUUCCAGACACAGCAGAUGAGAUUUUAGAUUUUCUACAGAAGGAGGAGGAGGAUGUAGAAGAUGUGUGGCACGAAAAAGAACAUCACACUCCUUCUUCUAUUCAACCACAAGAAAUGGAAAUAAUAGCGAAGACAACUCAACCUACCACUCAUAAAAAGACAACCCAUUUAGAAACAUCUAAAUUCAUUCAACCACAAGAAAUGGAAAUAAUAGAGAAGACAACUCAACCUACCACUCAUAAAAAGACAACCCACCCACUAGCACCUAAAUCCCAAGAGGCAGACCAUGUGGAAAUGGAGUUUGAAACAAAAGAAUCCACUACAGCAUUGUCAUCUUCCUCAUCAUCAUCCACCGCGGCUUCAGACGAUCUCCAUAAAAUUGUUAAGGAAGAUUUCACUACUCACAAGAAAACAAACAGAGGGGACCUUGGAUCUCUACCAAACACAAAACAUGCAGAUCCCACAAUAUUUGAAAUAAUUGAGGGCAUGCUUGGAACAGUUGAGGGUCAGACAAGUUCAGAAAAGAGCAAUUUCUCACAGUGCACCUGCCCUGCAUUACCAGGACCGCCAGGACCAAAGGGGGAAAGAGGAGAUGAUGGUUUCCCAGGACUUCCAGGUAGCCCAGGACGCAUUGGGGAGAGAGGACUAGUGGGUCUCCCUGGCCCACCAGGUCCACAAGGGCUACCUGGUCCACAAGGAAUUCCAGGGUCUCCUGGAACCACAACUAUGAUUAAUGGUCUGGAUAAAGAAAAUACGGUUCAGAUAAUUAGUGGCCCUCCAGGACCUGAGGGACCACCUGGACCUCCAGGUACCAAUGGAUAUCCAGGACCACAAGGACAUGAAGGCUUCCAGGGUCCAUCUGGCCCUCCAGGGCUUCCAGGUCCCCCAGGACAUUCAGGGUCUCCAGGAUCUCAAGGGCCUAGAGGAGACCAGGGACCUGAGGGAAUACCAGGUCCAAGAGGAUUUCCAGGUCCACCAGGGACACAAGGUUUUGAAGGCCCACCAGGUUCAGAAGGCAUGAGGGGACCAGAAGGGCCCAAUGGACCACCAGGACCACAGGGCCCCCAAGGUUCCCAGGGGCUACCAGGGCCAGAAGGCAAUCCUGGAAUUGCAGGCCUGCCUGGUAUGCCAGGUGUAGAGGGGCCUCAAGGAUUGCCAGGACCUAGGGGAGAAGAAGGAUCUCCUGGAAUGCCGGGACUACCUGGUCUAAAGGGAGAAAAGGGGGACACAGGGGAACUAGGUCUUCCAGGAAUCAGAGGACUAUCUGGUGAAAAGGGGGAACAAGGUCCUCCAGGACCACCAGGGCUACCAGGGCAGGCGGACAUCACAUGCUGCAAAGGGGGUGUUAUUGCUGCAUCUCCUGCAGUAUUUGUAGAGGUCCCUGGCCCUGCAGGACCAAAGGGAGAAAAGGGAGAUCCGGGAGAGGGUUGUGGUGUCUGUAAUGGAAAAAGUGUGAUCUCAGGACCUCCUGGUCCUGCAGGGCCACCAGGUCCACCAGGUCUUCCAGGGCCUCCCAGCACACCAGGUCCAAACCUCUCACCCAUAUACCAGAAUGGUAAAUCUGAGCUGUAUGGAUCUCUGGCCUUUGCGGGUCUUCCUGGAAAUCCUGGUCCCCCUGGAUCCCCCGGUCCUCCUGGCCCUCCAGGAGUCGUAUACCUCAAUAGAGUGUUCCCUGUCCCCCCUCGUCCACACUGCAAGCAGACGGUUCCUGAAGAAGAACACAAAGAUACAGGCUCUACUCCAGUUCAGAAGAAUCAUUAUCAGAAGGUUCAGAGUUGGGUGUUUGAAACGAAAGAUGAACUGUAUCAGGCCUGGGACGAGGUGGUCGAGGGCAGUUUGGUUUAUGUCAAGCAAGACGGGAGUGCCUUCUUUAGGACUGCUGUGGGAUGGAGUAAGAUUAUACUGGAAGAAUCUGAGCCCGCCUUUCCAGCAGACGAUCCUUCUGUGCCAGAAGAUCUAGUGGAUGCGGAUAAUAAAGAAAUACUAGAUAUUUUACCAGUGUUGCCAAUACCCAGCAUCACCCCAAGGAUCCCCUCGCUCCGCCUGGUAGCACUUAAUGUUCCUCUGUCUGGAGAUAUGAUUGGAAUUCGUGGGGCUGACCUUCAGUGUCAUCGCCAAGCCCAGGAGAUGGCCCUCUAUGGGACAUUCAGAGCCAUCCUUGCUUCCUCCACCCAAUCUCUGAUCUCAAUAGUGAAAAAGACACACAGAAGUCUUCCUAUAGUGAAUCUGAAGGGUGAAGGCAUUUUUCGGAACUGGAUCUCUUUUUUUGAUAGUAAAUUAGCUCCUCAAAAAUCUGAUGUCCCAAUCUACUCUUUUAAUGGAAGAAAUAUAUUAACUGAUCCGGUCUGGUCAGAGAAGUCCUUCUGGCAUGGAUCCAGCCAAAGGGGGACAACCAUACGUAACCGGAACUGCAAAGAAUGGAGAAGCCACACAAACGCAGAAGGCUUGGCUUCGCCGACUACAGGGCACUGGCUUAAGGAAAACAACUCCUUUAGUUGUAGCCAACCAUUAGCUGUUCUGUGCAUUGAAAUAGCCUUUCCUUAUUACGAUAUGUGGUGAGCACAGAGCACCAGAAGACUGUACAAUCCAUGUGUUAUUUCUUGAAUGAAAGGAAAAACUCUUUUCCUGGGUGCUAAAAGACUGAUAAUAGUUACUUAAAAGCCAGAAAAUCACUCAACCAUAUGUAUACAUAGGUGUAUGUUACUACUUAGUGUAAAUCUGUCGCAUGUAAAACAAUAUCAGAGUGUUGUAGAGAAAAGUGAAUUCAUAACCAGCCAUAACUGGUAAUCAGCAGUUUCUUCGCCUUCCAUUUAAAUUUCUGAUAUUAUAGGUAGAAGCUAGUUAGGAGCUUUUGAGGUGGUUCUAUAUGUGGUCAUUCUGGCUACACUUAGUUAUUUUAGAAUAACAUUGUGCUAUUAAUAAGGGCGAAAAAGUUGUUGAAAGCAUGUUACUUUAUAUCCUUAUACGCAACAGCCUGAUAACAUUAGGCCAUAAUAGACAUUGUAUAAAACUAGAAUUUCUACUUCCUGGCUCUGUAUCUGGUGGCACUCAAAGCGCUGACCCCAUUUUGGAUUGGUAUGUUUUCUUAGGCCCCUUCCACAUUGGGCGGAUCCACUUGCAGCGGUCCGCCAGCUUAGUGGAAGAUCUCUCCGUUGAUCUCUGCUGAGCCGGUGGAUGACAGGUCCCUCUCUGCUCAC
Rana temporaria (common frog) is the source of this 3642-nucleotide messenger RNA. RefSeq names its product collagen alpha-1(XVIII) chain-like. The transcript has 22 exons. NCBI's taxonomy places the organism in Eukaryota, Metazoa, Chordata, Amphibia, Anura, Ranidae. Gene Ontology annotation, cellular component: basement membrane. Bases 110 to 3004 code for a protein of 964 amino acids. The record is from RefSeq and is a predicted model, not a curated record.